AAUUCCCUUCCACAUCAUCUACGGAAAAAAUUCAAUACUCCAGUUAUCAAACCAAUUCUCACGCUUUUGUGGUCAUCUGCUGAUCACACAUUCUCUUUGCCCUCGUCGUCUUGGAGCUACAAAUCACAACGACAUGUUGCAGUACAAGUAAAAAAAAAAAAAGGCUCAGAUUCUUCCAGCUUCCAACUGAAACUUGGAACAACACUACAACAGAGAAUCAUGGCGUGUACAACACCACUCUCUUCCACUCGCUACCAGUUACUGUUACCAAACCCAUCAACAAUGACCACUUUCACAUCAAGUCUUCACUACCCAACUCAACUUCAAACAAUCCCAUGCAAGAAAAACAGACUAAAUCUCACUAGCAUUAAAAACAAAAUUUCCAAAUUCCACGUCAACAUCCGAAAAACAAAUGAUAUUUCAGAGUCUGAAAUUGAGUGCAUAGGAACAGGCACAGAAGUUGAAUGCGUAAUUAAUGAGGAAAAAUUAGAGAGAAAUAAAGAAGAAUUAGGGAGUGAAUUAGGGUUAUUAGGGAAUUUGUUUGAAUGGGCAGUGUUGAUUUCACCCUUCUUUUUUUGGGGAACUGCAAUGGUGGCUAUGAAGGAGGUUUUGCCUAAAGUGGGUCCCUUUUUUGUCGCCUCAUUUCGGCUGAUUCCGGCAGGGUUGUUGUUGAUUGGGUAUGCAGGAGCUAAGGGUAGGCCUUUACCUUCUGGCUUUAAUGCUUGGUUCUCUAUCUCUCUCUUUGCACUUGUGGAUGCUUCCUGUUUUCAGGGAUUUCUUGCAGAAGGUUUGCAGCGAACAUCUGCAGGUCUGGGCAGUGUUAUAAUUGAUUCACAGCCUCUUACAGUGGCUGUACUGGCAGCUUUAUUUUUUGGUGAGUCAAUUGGAUAUGUUGGAGCUACAGGGCUGGUGCUGGGAGUUGUAGGGCUUUUACUACUCGAGUUACCUGUUAUUACAACCGAUCAGACUGAUUUUUCAUUGUGGGGCAGCGGUGAAUGGUGGAUGCUUCUGUCAGCACAAAGCAUGGCAAUUGGUACUGUCAUGGUGCGUUGGGUUUCCAAGUUUUCUGACUCUGUUAUGGCUACUGGAUGGCACAUGGUACUUGGCGGGCUUCCUCUAGUAGCUUUAUCGGUACUGAAUAAUGAUCCUAUAUUCAAUGGGAGUCUUAAUGAGCUCUUGGCUAUCGACCUUUCAUCACUGUUUUAUACAUCCAUCUUUGGGGGUGCUAUUAGCUAUGGUGUAUUCUUCUAUAACGCAACAAGAGGUAGUCUGACAAAACUUAGCUCUCUCACUUUUCUGACUCCAAUGUUUGCUUCAAUUUUCGGAUUCUUGUAUCUAGGCGAGAGCUUCUCGAAUUUGCAACUAGCUGGGGCCUUCAUAACCUUGGUGGCUAUAUACAUGGUAAAUUAUAAAGACAGCACUGUGGAAUGAACAAGUUUAUGGCAGGUUCCGCAAAGCUACUUGAAUAUUCAGUGCAGAAGAACAUUGAUCAGACCUACAUUCUCAAAUUGAUCGAUGAAUCAUGUAGCAUAUUGUACACACUCGUUCAGCGUGUGACUUGUACAGGCAUCAAAGCUUAAACAAGAGAUAAUUAUACCAGAGAUAAAAAUGCAAGCUUGUACCUUGGAUUGAAUGGAUGAAACUGGAUAUACUGCUGGACUAUAAUCUUCAAGACAAGGUUUCCUGGGAGAUUGUUGCAACUUGCAAGCUCAAAAUCCAGUCUUGGCAGUCCCUAAAAUCAUCUGUAAAUUGUAUUUAUCAAUAGAUCUUGGUUAAUUCAUGUAACUAUCGUUAAGGCAGUUGGGGGUAUCCACCUUAGAGGGGGGUUACAUAUUUCUCUCUAUAUUUUGGUAAGAGAAGGACCCUAUCAAACUAGAACAUCUCACAGGUAUAAAGGAGGUCAUGUACAUAUUGGCAUAUCUUUAAGACGAACAUUUAAAAAAAUAAAUUAACAACGAUGAGAAAGUUAGUACUGCGAUGAGUUCUGUACGAGAUUCAAGGGACGCCAUAGAACUUAUUGAGUGCUAUUUAAUCAAAGAUUGUGAAAUUUUAGGUGGUGUA
Molecule: messenger RNA, 2061 nt
Organism: Beta vulgaris subsp. vulgaris (sugar beet)
Lineage: Eukaryota; Viridiplantae; Streptophyta; Magnoliopsida; Caryophyllales; Amaranthaceae
Product: WAT1-related protein At3g02690, chloroplastic
Exons: 7
Coding region: 220-1431 (403 amino acids)
Cellular component (GO): chloroplast; membrane
Source: RefSeq, a predicted model, not a curated record